This is a messenger RNA of Sus scrofa (pig), 1719 nucleotides long. Lineage: Eukaryota; Metazoa; Chordata; Mammalia; Artiodactyla; Suidae. The record is from RefSeq and is a predicted model, not a curated record.
AUGAGAUGUUCUCCGAACGCGCAUCCUCGGCCUGCAUUUCCCCAUCCUGAUGCCCGAGGCAGCAGAUCUGCAGUAAGCGAGCGGGUGGAGCUGGAGGGCGCGGCGGGACGCAGUCGGCGGUGGGCAGGGACCCUGGGCUCCGCUCAGCCCCUGGUGGAGAGCGGAGUGCGCGGUUCGGCGCCCCCGGCGGUCUGGGCGCGGUGCGGAGACGCGCGAGGCCAGCAAGGGGAGCUGCAGGGUAACUUUUCCCAGGGAAAGCGGCCGGUCGUCCUCCCCAGAAGCCUCCCUGCCUUUUGUUUGUUUUCCUGCCGGAGGCUGGAGCGCGGCCGGGUGCCUGCCGCUCACCAUGCGCCGCGCGGCCCGCGCCUCUCGCCGGCGCCCUCGGGCGUCCCUAAGUCCACCCCUCGGUCCGUCCUAGCGGGGAUCGCCCCGCUCCCGCCCCUGCUCCCCCGGCGGCCCCGCGCCUGCCCUCGGAGGAGCCGCGCUCCCCUCAGGGGCGGGCCCCCGCCUAUCCUCGCGGCGCUGGUGAUAACACUUUGCUUCUUCUUCAGACCUCCAUUCUGCCUCUUCUCUGAAGGGUUGUCAGAGCUCUCCCUCCUCCCAAGAGUUGGCUGCUCUCUCUGCUGUGUGCUCAUAGCACUUCCUACAUUUUCCAUGUAUAUGUCAAUCAUGAAUUAUUUAGAGGGAGGGCUCUCCCCUUAUCCAUAAUGUGCCCCAGAAACUUUGCAUAGUGCUGGGCAUCUUGGUAAACUUUAAUAAAAUCAGAUACACUCUCAACCUGACUUCAGUGCCUGAAGAGACUUGAGUCUGAUCCAUUUUACAGUCAAUAUUUAAUUAUCUGAAAUAAAAUUAAAAAGCAGCGGCCGUAGUACGGUGAGGGCCAAAUCUUGCCAGAGUAAUUGAAUUUUGUUCUAUGACAAUAUGACAAAUUGUAACAAGGCAGAAUCAUAGGACAACUGUGUACCGAAUGAAUGACUUAUUCUAUCCUAAAGUUCUUAAUUCUUUCACGGAUAGCUUUCUCAGUGAUAAUCUAGGAAGACCCUGUCCCAAUUAUACAGUUUUAGUAGCCAUCAAAGAAAGGCUUCUAUGAUGAAUAAUUAGUAGAUAUGAAUCAGGAAUAUAAUGACAUUUCAAAAAAGGGUAGGGGAGAGCCCACAUGCUGCUGGACUAUAGGUCAUUAUUAAGUUAUAGUCGCCACAGUUCCUCAAGGAGAUGGAGGCAUGUGCGAGGAUUCAGAGAUGAAUGCCAGAGACAAUUAAAGGAGUGGAAAAUGGUCCUAUGAGGAAAGGUUGUGUAAUUACAGCCAGAGGAGACUGAGAGACACACAUUUGAUUACUAAUUUCAUAUAUAUAUAUACACACACACACAUUUUGGUGAGAUAGUUUUUUUAUGUGUGCAGAAAACUAAGCAAGAGGAAACUAGGUUAAAUUAGAAUAGGCAGGUUUUGGUUGGACAUUAAGAAAAACAUUCUCACUAACUGGAUUAUAAAAUGCAAAUCUGAUCAUGUUAUUUUCUAGUUAAAUAAACUUGACUCCUCAUUGUCUCUAGGUCAAAGCUUACUUUAGAAAAAUAAAGCAUGUAAUAAAUUACAUUGCAUUAGCUGGCUGAUUUUUUUCUAUUAUAGUUGAUUCACAAUGUUAUGUCAAUACAGCUAAGUGACCCAGUUAUAUAUAUGUACACUUUUUUUUUUCCACAUUGUCCUCCAGCAUGUUCCGUCAC